GUAGUACACAAAACAGGAAGCUACGACAGAUGUAGUGGCGUGAGAGAGUUGACAGAAACGUUAGGCAUUUAGUGUGAAACUGGAAGCAAAAUCUCAUUACAACUGUUUAUCUUGAAAACUCGCUAUAUAUUUUUCCUAUUGUGUAUUCGGGGAAAACGCCGGCUGUUUAUGUUACUAUUGUCUGUAAGCGUAACAUUAACCUAUUUGAAUUACAUAUAUAAUAUAGGACAUUUGUGCGUCUUCUCUGGGCCAAUCUUCAGUCGUACACCUAACUGCCCUGUCGUUCUGUUCUAAACCCCUACCUGACGUUUUUCUUUUGUCCCGAGCUUGAGGUCAACGUUGUACCCUAUUUGAACCUCCUACUGCUUUGCUGUUUCACAAAAAGUUUUAUGUAGGUUCUCUGUGUCGAUUCUUUGCAUGGCAUCGAGUAAAGACAAAGUUUAUCGUGGAAAGCUGAAACGAGCUGGUUCGCUAACAAUGAAAGAACCGCCGGUGAUCACAAACGUCAGCGGCGAUAGAGUUUUCCGUCUUGAGGAAUUUGACAUUAUCAAAACAAUAGGUACAGGUACCUUUGGGCGAGUAUCUUUGUGUAGAGAUAAAGUAACGACCAGCUAUUAUGCAAUGAAAAUCUUAGAGAUGGCCGACGUCAUCAAGUUAAAGCAAGUGGAACAUGUGAAAAACGAAAAGACCAUUCUUCAGCAAAUUAGACAUCCCUUUAUAAUCAACAUGGUAUGGACAACACACGAUGAUACGUCGCUUUACAUGCUAUUCGAGUAUGUUUGUGGUGGCGAAUUGUUCACGUACCUCAGAAACGCUGGUCGUUUCAGUAGUAUCAUUGGAAGUUUCUACGCUGCAGAAGUAGUGCUAGCCCUGGAGUACCUUCAUAAGAAACAAAUAGUUUACCGUGACUUGAAACCCGAAAACCUAUUGUUAGACAGAGAUGGACAUCUGAAAUUGACCGACUUUGGUUUUGCCAAAAUUCUGAAUGAUAGAACGUGGACCUUAUGUGGAACGCCGGAAUAUUUAGCACCAGAAAUCAUCCAGAGUAAAGGUCACAACAAAGCUGUAGACUGGUGGGCUUUAGGAAUUCUCAUAUAUGAAAUGUUGUCUGGGUAUCCACCGUAUUUUGAUGAGAACCCGUUUGCUAUAUACGAGAAGAUCUUGGCAGGAAAGAUUGAGUGGCCGCGACACAUUGACCCAGUUGCUAAAGAUCUAAUAAAGAAGUUAUUAGUUCAAGAUCGAACAAAAAGAAUAGGAAACAUGAAGAACGGAGCUGAAGACGUUAAAAGACACAGGUGGUUUAAGGGAACCAUCUGGGAUGAUAUACUCAACAAGAGAGUCAAGCCUCCCGUCAUUCCCAGUGUGAGCCACAAUGGCGACACUCGAUACUUUGACCGUUUUCCAGACAAGAAGUGGAAAAACGUCAAGGAAAAAGUAGAAGAUGAGGGAUUAGCGUAUUUUAAAGAUUUCUGAACGUUCCUAAAAUUUAAGUUAUAUGAACAGCCUGAUGAAAAAACUUAUCGAGAGUCAAUGGAUUACAUUAUUAUACACAACUGUGCUAUUUCUUUCGAGAACAUUCGUGUACAGGAAGUUACUGAGGAGUAUUAAAAAUGUUAACCUUUGAAAGUAAGUUUUUAAAAUCAGUAUGUUACUGAGAAAAUUAUUUGGGGACUUUGGUGUAAGUUACUAUCAAACUAUUAGCUUUUCGUAUAAAAACUGUUGAUGCUUAGUACUAUAUUAAUCCUCAAAAAUUAAUUGUAUAUAUAUAUAUACAAGUCGUGAAACAGUUCAUUAAGCUUAUCUCUACAGUUUAUAAAUAUAAAACUAAUUUUACUUUAUUUCCAAAUUGUAUUUCGUAUAAACGUUAAUUAGUUAUUUUAAAUAAUCAAAGUUUCAACAGCUUAAGUAUUAAAUUAAUAUGUACCAUUGUGACAAAAAGAUUACAAUUUAAUCUGUAUAAAUCAUUGAAGAAGGUCCUAUUUACUGAGUGGAUAAUUUCGAAAUACGUAAAAAUGAAGAAACUUGUAGUGGUUAUAAUUUAUUCAUUUGGUUAUUAUGUACACUCGUCCAGUAAAUGUUAUAUGCGUGUAGUAUUUUAUUUCUCCCGUAGUCUUGUAUCAUGUAAUCCAUAUAUAUAUUAUUUCAUUUUAACACACUCAGAAUUAAAGUGAAAUAUUCAUACGUUUUGGGCGAAUGCUUUGGUUCUGAUUCGAAUAUAAAAGUUUACUGUACUUAGUAAAAACCAUCAUUAUUUUUACUAGUCAGAAUAACAUGUAAGGUUUCAUGAUUAAAAAGACGAGGAUCUCCUUAUAAAAAAUAACACUUUCAAAGCAAAUAAGAAUUAACCUUGUUCUGUUUUGUUAGUAAGCUAUAACUUCUUCUUAAUAGAUCUGAUAACCUGAAAGUUCAGUUUCGGUUUGGUAUCUUUGUGGUCCAAAUGAAACAAAAAUUAUUUAUGGAUCUGUAUUUAUUUGUCUAUCAAUGUUCGAAUAUCCCAUCAAUUCUGAAUAUCAGUUCUGUAUGAAAAUUAAUAUCGUGUUUCAUCAUAUGGCAUUUUGACGUGGUACAUUUCGUUUUUACUUUUAGGGUAUUUAGUGUUUGCUUUUUUUGUCAUACAUUUUCAUUAUUUGAUUUAAGCCUAAACUGAAUAUUUACAGAAGUGAACUGGCACAGACAAACCGGUACUACUAUUUUAGGUUUUCACUCCUGUUAUCAGUGCAUCACUGACGUCAUAUGACGCUAAUCAACUAUAUUUUUCAUUAUUUUUAUUUUUCUAAUUAUAAAUUAAAAUAAAAUUACACUAUUUUUCGUCUUCAUAUAUGCUAUUAAAAAAAAAAAAAAGGAGACGGAAACGACAAUAUUAGCGACAUCCAAAAUACAGUUCUAAUGAAUGUAUUACUGUUAAUGUUUUAGUGGCAAUAUCUAUUUAAUAGUAUUAAUGUUUACAAGCCAGUAAAUUAGUUAACAGUUGUUUAUUUUUUUACAUUAAAUACCACUACAUAAAUUUAUAUGCCCAAAAUUUAGUACCUAUACAAGCUAUGUAGUCAUAUUGUUUUCUUAUCCAAUGUUACAUCAUUGAAUUGGAAACUUAACAAUACAAGGAAUCCGUCAAUUUACGUGUUAUCCACAAGAGAUUUGUUGUAUGUUUCAGUAUUCAUCAAUUAUUUCUUACCAGAUGAAUAAUUUAUUAAAUAGAAUUAUGUUUUAUUUCCAUUUACUUUGUACAGGAAGUACUCUUGCAUAAUUCUAAUAUGUACAAAAUUACCGAUUAAUUUUUGUUUGUCAGAUUAACAUUAGUGUAUUUAGAUAGCACAUUACUUUAAUGUGUGGAUUUUUAUAUAUAUAUAUAUAUAUAUAUAUUGUUUUCGAGUUAAUAAGAGCCUUGUUAUGAUCAUCUAGCAUAUUAAAGCAUUUCUAUACAACAAGAAAAUGUUCACAUUGAACAACAACAUACUUCUGUGAAUAAAAUAUCGGUACAUUUUAUUUUGAAAGAAAAAGAUUGAUCUUAUUAGAAGUAUUUUUAGUAGUUGUGUAGGUAUACAGUCCUACAAAAUUAUAGUAUUAAGCUAAUAUGUUUCUAGUUGUCUCUUGUUUUUCUAUCUCAAUACUUAAACUGUCACACCAAAACAGUUGAUAGUAAAAUGCAAGAUAGCUAAUAAAAUCUAAUUUUAUUUAUUCCAAUCACAAACUUUUGGUUUAUCAUGCAUGAAUGAAUGUUUUGUAAGAUCCUCUUUCGCAAAUCAUUUCCAACUAUAAAUUUGAUCACUUCACCUGUAAUUUUGUACGAAAAUGUUUCUGCUCAUCAGAAUAAGUUCUUAUAGGUUUAUAGUUAAAAUCUGCUUUUGAUCGUUUUAAAAAGAAUAUACUGCAACUGAUUAACAUAUUCGGUGAGAAAAUACAACGAAAAAGAUUUGUACAUCAUUUUCAUUUUGAAAUAAAUGAUAACAGACAAUAUAAAACAAAAAACGUUUUGUUCUAGAAAGUGGUUGAGUAUUAUACAAUAUACCACCCAGGAAGGGUUAGAAAUAGAAAAGUUGCCUUAUUUUAGUGUGCAUGUAAGCUUUCUUGGCUUUGUUUCAAAUUAAUUCAUGUAGAAACUUAACUUGAUUUCUAUUUCUGUUUCUUUGCGAUCUUUUGAUUUUUUAAGGUGUUUGUUGGGGUCAUAUUUCCAUUUUGAAAGAACACCGAAUGCAUAAACCUUGAGUGUAGAAACCAUGAUUGAGACGUUCUAAAAACAUGACUAAAAAUAAAAAUGUUGAGUGAAUUCUUAUCGUUUUUAUCUAGUUCUCAAUUUUUUUUUGUUUUUCUAUCGAAGAUGUUUCAGAUAUUAAACGACUAUUUAAAAUUUUACUAGAUAUUAUUUUACCCAUAAUAUUUUCUGGUUAUCACCCUCAUUUAAAACAUAAUUGUCAGUAUUCUUUACCUAUUGUUUUCAGUCAUUUAAAACAUAAAUG
Messenger RNA from Limulus polyphemus (Atlantic horseshoe crab), 4454 nucleotides. Its product is annotated as protein kinase DC2-like. Bases 418 to 1473 code for a protein of 351 amino acids. Lineage: Eukaryota; Metazoa; Arthropoda; Merostomata; Xiphosura; Limulidae. The record is from RefSeq and is a predicted model, not a curated record. Gene Ontology annotation, biological process: protein phosphorylation. Gene Ontology annotation, molecular function: protein serine/threonine kinase activity; ATP binding. The transcript is spliced from 8 exons.